CUUGUGCACUGGACAUACAAAGAAGGAGAGCUGGAUGAAGAGCACUGGGCAAAGCACUUUGCAGACUGUGCUGGCAAGCACCAAUCUCCAGUUGACAUCCAGAGGAAAAAAGUGAGGUACAACCCCCAGUUGGAGCUGCAGUUGAGUGGUUAUGACGGGCCUUUGCAGGGGAAUUUCACCAUGACCAACAACGGUCACUCUGUUCAGAUAGAUUUGCCACCUACCAUGCACAUCUCCAGAGGGCUCCCAGGUCUCUACACGGCUGUACAGAUGCAUCUGCACUGGGGUGGCCUGGACCUGGAGACCAGCGGCUCCGAACACACCGUAGACGGGAUGAGAUACUUCGCAGAGCUGCACAUUGUCCAUUACAACUCAGCCGACUACUCCAGCUUUGAAGAAGCCAAAGACAAGCCAAAUGGAUUGGCUGUGCUCGCCUUCCUGUAUGUGGAUGGGCACUUCGAGAACACCUACUACAGUGAAUUCAUUUCCAAACUUGCAAAAAUCAGGUUUGCAGGUCAAUCUACAAAGCUUAUUUCUCUGGAUGUCCAAGCCAUGCUGCCAGAAAACCUCUCACACUUCUACAGGUACCAGGGCUCACUAACGACCCCUCCUUGCUCCGAGAGUGUGAUCUGGACCAUCUUUCAUUCUCCAAUUGUCCUGUCACACACACAGAUCAGCCUCCUGGAGAACACCUUGCUGGACUGGCAAAACAGGACGCUGCGCAACGACUACCGGCACGCCCAGCCCCUCAACGGGCGGGUGGUGGAGUCCUCCUUCAGAGCCAAACUCACACAAGAACAAUGCCAUCCAGAAGAAUUCCACCUCAGACUGGAAGAAAUCCAGGUGCAGCUCCAAGACAUGAGGCGGGAGUUGCUGAAUGGACUGAGGCACACAGGUAAGAAACACACACCUAUUCCUGAGUCCAGCUUACCUUGCGAGGAUGACGAGCCCAUGGAUUUGGGCCAAAACCUAAUGGCUGGCUUUUUGCUUAUUUCAGGUAUUCAGUCUAGCACUUUUCCAGCUUUCUACUUCCCUGUGGAAAACAUCGAGAGCUUUGUGAAUGUCCAUCCCCUCCAUGAUAUGUCUCUCCAAGCCUUCACCUUAUGUUUCUGGACAAAAGCCCAGCACGCUGGCAGUCAGACUGUUCUUUCCUACUCCACACAGGAGAGGGAUAACGAGCUGGUGAUGACCGUGGGCACAGAUGUGGGAUUGUGGAUCGGAGGCCAUUUCAUCAGCUUCCCCCUGCAGCACGAGGCACAAGAUUGGCUGCACUACUGCAUGGCAUGGGCCUCCCAGUCUGGAAUGGCAAAUUUAUGGCUUAAUGGAGCAGCUGGUAAAGCAAAGAGUAUCCAGAAGGGGUAUGUGAGCCAGAGUGGAGGGACGCUGGUGCUUGGGAAAGAUAGGGACACUCUUCUCGGGACGUUCUCCAACGGCUUUGCAGGGUGGAUGACUCAGGUGAACCUGUGGAGCCAAGUUCUCAGUCCUGCAGAUGUUCGGGCACUUGCACUGUGCAAACAAGGGCAACUGAAGGGAGAUAUCAUAGCGUGGGGAGAAACCUCCAUGACCCUCUUGGGAGGGGUGGUUCUGGAGUCUGACACCAGCUGCCAGUGA
Messenger RNA from Apaloderma vittatum (bar-tailed trogon), 1611 nucleotides. Its product is annotated as pentraxin-related protein PTX3-like. Gene Ontology annotation, molecular function: carbonate dehydratase activity; zinc ion binding. The record is from RefSeq and is a predicted model, not a curated record. NCBI's taxonomy places the organism in Eukaryota, Metazoa, Chordata, Aves, Trogoniformes, Trogonidae. The transcript is spliced from 9 exons. The coding region runs from base 181 to 1611 and encodes 476 amino acids.